Messenger RNA from Gasterosteus aculeatus aculeatus (three-spined stickleback), 709 nucleotides. RefSeq lists its product as uncharacterized. The record is from RefSeq and is a predicted model, not a curated record. Gene Ontology annotation, cellular component: membrane. Gene Ontology annotation, biological process: immunological synapse formation; T cell mediated cytotoxicity; defense response to virus. NCBI's taxonomy places the organism in Eukaryota, Metazoa, Chordata, Actinopteri, Perciformes, Gasterosteidae. Gene Ontology annotation, molecular function: wide pore channel activity.
UCUAUUUGUGGGAGGGUUCGAUGAAGCUGAUAUGCUGGCCUUUAUAAACCCAGGGGACAGCCUACAAGACGAGACGAGACAAAGUUUCAAAACUACAGCCUCCUGUGAAGCCAUGGCGUCCACUCGUCCCCUCCUGCUCUUGGUCCUGUGCAGCCUGACUCUCACCGAUGCUCAGUUCAAGCUCUUUAACCUGCGGGCCACCGAUCUGUCCGCCAACCUCCUGGGAAGGCCAGACGCCUAUGUCAAAGUGUCCUGCGGCUCCUCCGAUCUGGGCGAAACAUCCGUCAGCAGGAACCAGAAGAACCCCUGGUGGGAGGAGGAGUUCGCCACGUACAAGGGCCAGGAGAACGACGUGAUGAGGCUAGAGGUUUUCGACAAAGACCUCUUCUUCGACGACCUGCUGGGAGUCUGCCAGCGUCAGAUCAAACGGGGAACACAUGCGCAUGACUGCUUCCUGGAGAAAGGGGGCACCCUCCAUUAUACCUACACACUCGGCUGAUGAGGCGUGUGCAGCUAUAUCUGACCUUAAGUCAUCACAUGCAGCCUGCGAUUCACUCAGACUGGCUCUAGGGAUCGUUUUCAUCCUAACGACAAAUCUGGGAUGAGUCGUUGACUCAUUAACUCAAUCAAUAAACAUUUGGGAAACACUAUCAUUAUGUUUCUUAGAUUGUCAACAAACAAAGAAAUAAAGAGUGAUGGAGCAAUCAAA